Messenger RNA from Impatiens glandulifera, 663 nucleotides. RefSeq names its product ubiquitin-fold modifier 1. Gene Ontology annotation, biological process: protein K69-linked ufmylation. Gene Ontology annotation, cellular component: cytoplasm; nucleus. The coding region runs from base 83 to 361 and encodes 92 amino acids. The transcript has 4 exons. Lineage: Eukaryota; Viridiplantae; Streptophyta; Magnoliopsida; Ericales; Balsaminaceae. The record is from RefSeq and is a predicted model, not a curated record.
CGCGAUCGAUAGUUCAAUUUCGGCGAGGUCUUCUUCUCUGUAAGGCGAAAUACAAAAACACCUAGAGAGAGAGAGAAAGGAAAUGGCGAGCGGAGGCGGCGCUGGUGGAAAGGUGUCGUUCAAGGUCACACUCACAUCCGAUCCAAAGUUACCAUUCAAAGUAUUUAGCGUUCCUGAAGCUGCUCCAUUCACUGCUGUUCUUAAAUUCGCUGCCGAAGAAUUCAAGGUCCCUCCACAGACCAGCGCCAUAAUUACCAAUGAUGGUGUAGGAAUCAAUCCCCAACAGAGUGCAGGUAAUGUUUUCCUUAAGCAUGGGUCUGAAUUGAGGCUAAUUCCGCGAGACAGGGUUGGGUUUUCAUGAAUCAAAAUCAUUGAUUGACAUGGUAUUAUGACUUAUAGACAAUUUUAUAAUCACUUUUCCUUUCAUUUCCUUGCUGGUGUGUCCUGCUUGUUUUUAUUCUCUAUAUUAUUUAUAACCUAAAUAAUAAAUAAACUAACAUUUAUAAUAAUAAUAAUAAUAAUGUUCCAUCUAAUAAUUAUUUGAAUUCCCCAUAUAAAAUUGUCUAACAUGUAUGUAUGUUUGUAUUAAUUGAUUUUGUUUGUUGGAUAAUGAUUUAGUCUAAUCUGUCUGUCUGCCAUCUCAUUGGUCGGUCGAUUGGUGUA